AUGGCCAGCGCUUGCAAUAGCCAGCCUAACGGUCAGGACGGCCGGAACCGCUUGGGUGGCUCGACCGCCGAACCGAACGGCGGGUCGUUCGAGGUGCUGCUACCGAACUGCGUUGCACACGAGCAGGAGCUGGCCAGCGGCAAUCGGUGGCCAUCGAAUGCGCCGCUCAGGACGAUACAUUCGAGUCCCGUUGGAAAGGUCUGUGGUCGCCAGGACGCGGCAUUCGAGUACCCAACGUCGCUAGUUGAAGGCGGCGGGGGUGCCGUUUCGGAGAAAUGUUACCAGCAUCUCGAUACAAGCCAGCAACAUCAAGCAUUGAUGCGACACAGCACGGACAAUUUGAAGUCUAUUAAUAACGACCAAAGAACCGGGUCUGAGCGUACCAACGGUCACGGAGGCUCUACCGAGUACUUCGCUGGUUUCGAUGUGGCUGCAGUGGGUGUUGGUGACGUUGUCAAUCACGGCAAGGUGAAAUACUUCAGCGCUCGCACGGCCGCCGCAGGUCCGGAGAAAAGCAGCAUGCCCCGUAUGGAACCGUCGCCUUCGCAAGACAGUACGGCGUCGCCGGGAUCCGUCGCUCCUCCUUCUCUGGCAGUGGAGAUAGUUAUCGGAACGGAACUCCAUGCCAACGGUUGCUAUCCGAUGGCGGCGAACGAUGGCCCAGUAUCGGCCAGUCCAAAAGAUACGGAAUUCCGUGACAAGCUGCCAACGCUCGAGGACAUCAUGGAGAGUCCAUUGUUGAAGACACCGGUGGAGAAGUGGUUGCAGACGGAGGAUAGACUAUCGCGCGAAGAAGUGAUCGUAUCCCACGUCGGCGAAGAGCACAGUCGAAGCAAUCUUUUUGGACCGAAGAUCAGCGCCCACGAAAACAUUCCCGGCACGCCGAUGGACACGCCGGACAUCGUGUCGGAGUUCAAUAAGAGUUUUAACUCGAGCACAACCAGCAUCAUCAACGAAAGGCGCCGCUCAUCGACGAAACUGCUCGGGUUGGGAGGUUCCGAUCGUGACACCAUGACCGUGGUUGGCGCGUCGGGUGUGCCAAGCAUCCCGACGAACGAUGGAACCGGAACUACUGCCGAUGGGGCUGGCUGUGGUAAUGCUUUGGGCGAAAAAAAUAAUUCCAUCGGAAAAGCCAGCCUGCGCCACAUACUGAAGCUACGCAAAACUUCCGAUCGGUCCCAGGAUACUCGCCGCUCGAGCCAGCAGGACAAAGAGGGUUUGGACCCCGAGUCGCUCAUGUUUCGUGACGGUAGGCGAAAAAUCGACAUGAUCCUGUGCUACGAAGAGGAAGACCACGGCGUGAUGACCGAAGAGGAAGCCCUAAAGCGCCACCAGCGAAAACUGUUUCACGAAAACCUCGUUCGGGAAGGACUGGAAAUCGAGUUGGAAGACAAAACUCAAGCAUUCGACGGUAAAACCUACUUUGUGAAGAUUCACAUACCUUGGCGAACGGAGUCACGCUACGCGGAGGUGAUGAACCUUAAGCUGCCCGUAAAACGGUUCAUCACAAUCAGCGUGAAGGAAGAGGAAACAGCUCUGCGCCGUCAGCAGAACAAGAUCAUGAGCUACUGGUACCGACUGGUGUCGCUCACCGAGUACAACCAUGGGCGAAUCGAAAAGGAACCUUCGUUCUACUCGGCUACAGCCAGCGGCAAUCCCGAGGAGCAGUUCAUCGUAAAAGACCGUUGCACGUCCUACACGAGUGCACAGCGCAGUCUGGUCGUUAUGCAGAUUCUGAUGAGGACGCGUUUCGAUGAAACGGAAAAGAUGAACAACAUGGGCAUUAGGCGGCUACUGAACGACGGUACAUAUCUGGCUUGCUUUCCGUUGCACGAGGGACGCUACGAUAGGAACCACUCGUCGGGAGCACUGUUCGAUCGUCGGUUGCUCUACCUCGAAUGGGCCCGCCCCAUCAAGUGGUACAAAAAGCAACCACUGUGUCUCGUUCGGAAGUACUUUGGCGACAAGAUUGGACUCUACUUCUGCUGGCUCGGGUUCUACACGAAGAUGCUAUACGCACCGGCGAUCGUUGGGUUGUUCUGCUUUCUCUACGGUCUUGCGUCGAUGGAUUCGACCGACAACAUUCCGACGAAGGAAAUCUGCGACUUGAACGGGCCGGGUAAAAUUGUCUUGUGUCCGUUGUGCGAUCAAGCCUGCAGCUACCAGGAGUUGCACGACUCAUGUUUCUUCGCCCAGCUGACCUAUCUCUUCGACAAUCCGUCGACCGUGUUCUUCGCCAUAUUUAUGUCGUUCUGGGCCACAACCUUUCUGGAACUGUGGAAGCGCAAGCAAUCCGUGCUGGUAUGGGAAUGGGACUUGCAAAACAUCGAAAACGAGGAGGACAUGAGACCGGAGUUCGAAACAACCGUGAAAACAUUCCGCACCAAUCCCGUUACACGCGAGAAAGAACCCUACAUGCCCACGUGGACCAGGGCCCUACGGUUUAUGGUGACCUCUAGUGCCGUUCUGUUUAUGAUUUCUAUUGUACUGGGUGCCGUUCUCGGGACCAUCAUUUACCGCGUUUCUCUGGUCUCAGUAAUUUACAGCGGUGGAGGGUCAUUCUUUCGAAAACACUCAAAGCUGUUUACCACCAUGACUGCUGCAUUGAUCAAUCUUAUCAUAAUCAUGAUUCUAACACGAAUUUACCACAAGCUGGCCCUAUACCUGACGAACAUGGAAAAUCCACGAACGCAAACGGAAUAUGAGGAUUCGUAUACCGUGAAAAUAUUCGUGUUUGAAUUUAUGAACUUCUAUAGCUCCCUGAUAUACAUAGCGUUCUUCAAGGGCCGCUUCUACGACUAUCCCGGGGACGAUGUAGCCCGCAAAAGUGAAUUCUUGCGACUCAAGGGCGAUAUCUGUGAUCCGGCCGGCUGCCUCAGUGAACUCUGUAUUCAAUUAGCCAUUAUUAUGGUGGGGAAGCAGUGUUGGAACAACUUCAUGGAAUAUUUUUUCCCUGCAUUCUACAACUGGUGGCGCCAGCGGAAACACAAGCAGCUCACGAAAGACGAGACCCAUUUGCAUAUGGCUUGGGAGCAGGACUACCAUCUGCAGGAUCCGGGAAGACUCGCCUUAUUUGAUGAAUACCUAGAAAUGAUUGUGCAGUACGGAUUCGUAACGUUGUUCGUCGCUGCUUUCCCUUUGGCGCCAUUAUUCGCUCUGCUCAACAACAUUGCCGAAAUCAGACUGGACGCGUACAAAAUGGUUACACAAUCGAGGCGACCGCUCGCAGAACGCGUUGAAGACAUUGGUGCAUGGUACGGAAUUUUGAAGAUCAUAACCUACACAGCUGUCGUAUCAAACGCAUUUGUGAUUGCCUAUACGAGUGACUUCAUUCCGCGGAUGGUCUACAAGUACGUCUACUCUCCUCAUUUUUCUCUGCACGGUUACAUUGAACAUUCACUUUCGACUUUCAAUACAUCCGACUACAAAGAGGAAUGGGGUACGAAAACUGAAUCGGAUCCGGAUACCUGUAAAUAUCGCGGCUAUCGAAAUGGGCCGGAUGCCAGUGAACAGUACGGACUGAGUCCACACUAUUGGCACGUGUUUGCCGCACGAUUGGCUUUCGUUGUCAUUUUCGAGCACAUCGUGUUCGUCCUGACCGGCAUCAUGCAGUUCAUAAUUCCAGAUAUUCCAAUCGAGGUGAAAACACAGAUGCAGCGCGAACAACUUCUAGCCAAAGAGGCAAAGUAUCAGCACGGAUUGAAGAAAUCGCGCGAAACGGACUACGAAGAAAUUCUGCACACAUUACGGGAGCAAAGCAACAAUAGCAGGCAAGGUAUGCGCGGCAGUUGGGCACGCCGUCUUAGUCGGCUUAGUGAUGGACUUGACGCACAUGUAGACGUUCCGAACCGCCCAAGACAAUCGUUAGAGUCAACGGUGUGGGAAGUUACCUAGCAUUAGCUGAACAGUGGAGUGUGUUUGGUCAAAGAAACAUCAAACUCCCUGUUUUGCCACUACUUUU
Molecule: messenger RNA, 3961 nt
Organism: Anopheles cruzii
Lineage: Eukaryota; Metazoa; Arthropoda; Insecta; Diptera; Culicidae
Product: anoctamin-4
Exons: 12
Coding region: 1-3894 (1297 amino acids)
Biological process (GO): chloride transmembrane transport
Cellular component (GO): plasma membrane
Molecular function (GO): protein dimerization activity; chloride channel activity
Source: RefSeq, a predicted model, not a curated record